AUGGCCGACGUCUGGGGCAACGGAGCGGGUAGUCCUUCUCAGGACGACUACGAUGAGGACGACAUUAUCACAAGUGAGGACUGCUGGACCGUCAUUCAGUCCUUCUUCGACUCAAAGGGUCUGGUCUCGCAACAGCUCGACUCUUUCGAUGAGUUUGCCGGCACUACCAUGCAGGAUAUCAUCACCGAGCAAGGCCGUAUUGUUAUCGAUCAGAAUGCGCCGCAAGACGACAACGAAAUCGACCCCAUCGUAAAGCGCCGCUACGAAAUCGAGUUCGGAAACAUCACCAUCUCUCAAGCCGCCAUCACCGAAGGUGACGGUUCCACUCGCCCUCUCUACCCCAACGAGGCUCGCCUACGUAACUUGACCUACUCAAGUCCCAUCUAUCUUGGCAUGACCAGCCGCGUUCUGGUCGCCCGUGAAAGACGCGUCAACGCAGCACAACACGAUGAAGACGACCCGGACCAUGUGCCGAACGAGGAUGAGGAGACUGAGUUGGUGUGGGAAAGGGAGGACCCUCAUGCCGUCGAGAAGGAGGAGCGCGUCUUCAUUGGAAAACUGCCCGUCAUGAUCAAGUCCAAGAUUUGCACCCUCCGCAAUCGCUCCGAACAAGAGCUUUACGCCUUCCAAGAGUGCCCCUACGAUCAAGGUGGUUACUUUAUCAUCAACGGUUCAGAAAAGGUUCUCAUCGCACAAGAGCGCAGUGCCGCCAACAUUGUUCAGGUCUUCAGAAAGAAGGGCAGUCCCACACCAAUCGUCGCCGAGAUUAGAAGUGCCAUCGAGAAGGGCACCCGAUUGCUUUCGUCCAUGCAGCUGAAGUGGUUCCAAAAGGGAGAGGCGAGAAAGGGUGGUCAUCUGGGUGGCACCAUUAAGGCUACCUUGCCCUACAUCAAGGCUGAUAUUCCCAUUGCUAUCGUUUUCCGUGCGCUUGGUAUCGUUUCGGACAUGCAAAUUCUUGACUGCAUUUGCUAUGAUGCGAACGACACACAGUUGCGCGAGAUGAUCAAGCCAUGUUUGGAAGAAGCUUUCGUCGUCCAAGACCGUGAAUACGCACUUGAUUUCAUCGGCAAGCGUGGUCAGCAGCAAGGAACAAAAGAAAAGCGUAUCCGUUACGCCCGCGACAUCUUGCAGAAGGAGUUCCUGCCUCAUAUCUCGCAACGAGAGGGCAGUGAGACCAGAAAGGCUUUCUUCCUUGGUUACAUGAUCAACCGAAUGUGUCAAGUCGCCCUCGGCAGAUGCGAUGAAGACGACAGAGAUCACUUCGGCAAGAAGCGUCUUGACCUGGCUGGUCCUUUGAUGGCCCAGGUCUUCCGCCUCAAGUUUACGCAGCUUGUGCGUGACAUGCGUGUCUACCUCUCUCGCUGUAUUGAACAGGGCAGAGACUUUAAUCUCACUCUCGCUGUCAAGUCGAACAUCCUUACGUCAGGUCUGCGUUACUGUUUGGCCACUGGUAAUUGGGGCGAUCAGAAGAAGGCUGCCUCGGCAAAGGCUGGUGUGUCGCAGGUUUUGAAUCGUUACACAUAUGCUUCCACGCUAUCACAUUUGCGACGAACGAAUACACCAAUCGGUCGUGACGGUAAGAUUGCCAAACCUCGCCAACUGCACAACACUCAUUGGGGUCUCGUCUGCCCUGCAGAGACACCCGAAGGACAGGCUUGUGGCCUGGUCAAGAACUUGUCUCUUAUGUGUUACGUCAGUGUUGGUACUCCUGCAGAGCCCAUCGUCGAGUUCAUGAACCAGCGAAACAUGGAGCUCCUGGAAGAGUAUGAGCCCAAGAACAACCCCGACGCCACCAAGGUGUUUGUCAACGGUGUCUGGGUUGGUGUCCACAGAGACCCUUCUCAGCUCGUCAAGGUUGUUCAAAGUCUUCGUCGUAAUGGCACCAUCUCCUUCGAAAUCUCUCUCAUCAGAGAUGUUCGUGAAAGAGAGUUCAAGAUCUUCACUGAUGCUGGACGUGUCAUGAGACCGCUGUUCGUUGUCAACAAUGACCCUGCCAGUCCGAACAAGGGCCAGCUCGUUCUCAACAGACAGCAUGUCUCCAGUCUUCUCAAUGCAAGAGAGACCGAGACUGCUGGUUUGAGCGAAGAAGAGCGUGAUGAAUCAAUCUACGGUUGGAAGAACUUGAUCAGCGAGGGAGUUAUCGAAUACCUGGACGCGGAAGAAGAAGAGGCUGCUAUGAUGAUCAUGACUCCUGAAGACCUUGACGAGCAUCGCCAGAUGAGAGCUGGCCUUAUCUACGAAGAGCCAGUCACUGACCCUCACCGAAGAAUCAAGAGUAGACCCAACCCGAACGUCAGGAUAUGGACUCAUUGCGAGAUUCACCCUGCCAUGAUUCUUGGUAUUUGCGCUUCUAUCAUUCCCUUCCCCGACCACAACCAGUCGCCUCGUAACACCUACCAGUCUGCCAUGGGUAAACAGGCCAUGGGUAUUACCCUGACCAACUACAACGUGCGCAUGGACACCAUGGCCAACGUUCUUUACUACCCCCAGAAGCCUCUUGGUACCACACGUUCUAUGGAAUAUCUCAAGUUCAGAGAAUUGCCUGCUGGUCAAAACGCCAUCGUCGCCAUCGCUUGUUACAGUGGUUACAACCAAGAAGAUUCCGUCAUCAUGAACCAGUCUUCGAUUGAUCGUGGUCUCUUCCGCUCGCUGUUCUACCGUGCUUACAUGGAUCAAGAGAAGCGUGUCGGUAUGUCAGUUGUGGAACAAUUCGAGAAGCCUACUCGCGGAGACACCAUGAGAAUGAAGCACGGAACCUACGACAAGCUGGACGAUGACGGUAUCAUUGCGCCUGGAACCCGUGUUUCUGGUGAGGAUAUCAUCAUCGGCAAGACUGCACCUAUGGCACCCGAUGCCGAAGAGCUUGGUCAGCGUACGAAGUUCCACAUCAAGCGUGACGUUUCAACUCCUUUGCGUUCCACAGAGAGCGGUCUCAUCGAUCAGGUACUUCUCACAACCAACGUCGAGGGUCUCAAAUUCGUCAAGGUUCGUACGCGAACAACGAAGAUUCCCCAGAUCGGUGACAAGUUUGCUUCUCGUCACGGUCAAAAAGGUACCAUCGGUAUUACCUACCGUCAAGAAGACAUGCCUUUCACUGCCGAUGGACUUGUUCCUGAUAUCAUCAUCAACCCUCACGCCAUUCCCUCUCGUAUGACCAUUGCUCAUUUGAUCGAAUGUUUGCUGUCCAAGGUUGGUUCGCUUCGUGGUCAGGAAGGUGAUGCCACUCCCUUCACCGACGUUACUGUCACUCAGAUUUCCGACCUGCUUCGUCAGCACGGUUUCCAACAGCGUGGUUUCGAAAUCAUGUACAACGGCCACACUGGUAGAAAGAUGCCUGCCCAGGUAUUCUUGGGACCUACCUAUUACCAGCGUCUCCGUCAUAUGGUCGAUGACAAGAUUCACGCUCGUGCUCGUGGUCCUACCCAAAUCCUGACUCGUCAACCUGUGGAAGGUAGAGCACGUGAUGGUGGUCUGCGUUUCGGAGAGAUGGAACGUGAUUGUAUGAUCGCUCACGGUGCUUCGGCUUUCCUGAAAGAAAGACUGCUCGAUGUUUCGGAUGCUUUCCGCGUCCACGUUUGCGAGAUCUGUGGUCUUAUGACUCCUAUUGCUUCCCUCAAGAAGAACCAGUUCGAGUGCAGACCUUGCAAGAACAAGACCGAGAUCGCACAAAUCAUCAUCCCCUACGCCGCCAAGCUCAUGUUCCAAGAACUUGCAGCCAUGAACGUGGCUACGCGCAUGUACACCAAGCGCAGCGGUGUCAGCAUCAGAUGA
Molecule: messenger RNA, 3771 nt
Organism: Aureobasidium subglaciale EXF-2481
Lineage: Eukaryota; Fungi; Ascomycota; Dothideomycetes; Dothideales; Saccotheciaceae
Exons: 2
Coding region: 1-3771 (1256 amino acids)
Biological process (GO): DNA-templated transcription
Cellular component (GO): RNA polymerase II, core complex
Molecular function (GO): DNA binding; ribonucleoside binding; DNA-directed RNA polymerase activity
Source: RefSeq, a predicted model, not a curated record